UCUGUGUUAAUUUGCCCCUUUAUCUUCUUAAGAAGCACCUUAACCACUCGAUGUGUUGACGAGAAUCCAUGUAUGUUGCUGUGAUUAAGGAAAAGCUAAUAGGCUAUGCAUGAAAACGAACUAGUAUAUUGAAGUUUUUAGUUAAUUCCAACGUUUACUAUUCUUUUGGAGCCUGUUGAAGUUGAACAUUUCAUUUAAGGGGUUUACUAUUCAGAAAGCAGCCCGAAGGUCCUUUGGACCUGUGCCAUGGCACAUGCGCAAUUGGACAGUUUGAAUUCUAGGCCAAGACGCUAAAAGACAAGCAAGAUAGAAUUGUAAGCAACACAUUUGAUCUACUUCCAUCAUUAUUAGCAAGGAAUAAGAAGGCCAACUUUGUAAAAGAUGAGAGAUAGGGUUCCUUCAUGGAAAUGCCCCAACAGACAACCUGGCGGAACCCCACAGUUGGAUGAAAUCAAUGAAUAGAAAAUAGAAGAAAAACCAGGAAUAAUAAUCUGGUGGCGGCAAAAAUAAAGGAGGAAAAAUGUAUUCACCUUGCAUCAGAGAGGCCUCGGAAGUCUGCUUUCAUGGGUGUUGUCCAACACCUUCUCUUGGCCUGCAUGGACACCAACCUGUGACAUCCAUAACGAGUGCUGCUGCAUCACGCUGUGACUUUGAAAUUGCCAUGGCUUCCUCUAUAUACCCCAAUUCUCAAUUCACCAAUCAUGAGUCUCUCCCAUCAUUACAAGAAUCAUUCUCCAAUUUCAUCAAAGCAUUUCCACAAUAUUCUCUGACUGAGAAGGCUGACAAAAUCCGAGAACAAGAAUACUACCAUCUUUCCCUGUCCAAACAUGUUUGUCUUGAUUAUAUUGGCCAUGGCCUCUUUUCCUACUUCCAGCAACAGAGUCUAUGUCAGGCUUCUUCAAGUGCUUCAACUUCAACUUCUCCACCACUGCAUUCUAGUACUGCUUUUGAACCUCCCUUUUUUGAUAUUUCCUACAAGUCAGUGAGCUUGAAGUCUCAGUUACAAUAUGCUGGCCCAGAAUCAGACCUGGAAAACAAGAUCCAAAAAAGAAUUACGGCCUUCAUGAAUAUAUCUGAAGAUGAUUACAACAUGGUUUUCACUGCCAAUCAGUCAUCUGCAUUCAAACUUCUUGCAGACUCUUAUCCAUUUCAAUCCCAUAGAAAUCUCCUUACAGUUUAUGACUACGAGAACGAGGCGGUGAAAGUGAUGAUUGAAAGCUCAGAGAAGAAAGGAGCACAGGUCAUGUCAGCUGAAUUCUCGUGGCCUACACUGAAAAUACAGUCAGGAAAACUACAGAAGAAGAUAGCAAGUAAGAAGAAGAAGAAGAAGAAGAAGGGGCUAUUUGUUUUCCCACUUCAGUCAAGGAUGACAGGAGCUAGGUAUUCAUAUUUCUGGAUGAGUAUGGCUCAGGAAAAUGGGUGGCAUGUCUUGCUUGAUGCAACUGCAUUAGGACCCAAGGAUAUGGAGACUUUAGGCCUCUCCCUCUUCAAGCCUGAUUUUCUUAUUUGUUCUUUUUUCAAGGUUUUCGGCGAGAAUCCAUCUGGUUUUGGGUGUCUGUUUGUGAAAAAAUCAAGUAUUUCAGUUUUAAAGGAUUCAACUAUUUCUCCGAGCAUAGGUAUAGUAAGGCUUGUGCCAGCUACAAGACCAUCUCAGCAAUCCGAAGAGCCUUCUACUGCUGAUAUAGAAACUGAGUCAAAGGGAAAUCUUGAGCUAUCUAGUGCUGAUGUUUUGCCAGGCUCAUCCUCAGAUCCAAUAUUGAGUCAGCACGUAAGUAGAAAAACUUCUGAAUUGCACGAAAUUGAAGAGAUCGAUGUGAAACAGAAAGCACCAGAGACUGAGGAAUUAUUGGCACCAUCUGAAUCCACCCAAUUUAAAAUGAUUGAAAGCAGCAUCAGUUGGAACCCAGAACUCGAAUAUAGGGGAUUGGAUCAUGCAGAUUCAUUGGGCUUGAUACUAAUCAGUGCCAGAGCAAGGUACCUUAUAAAUUGGUUGGUAAAUGCAUUAAUGAGUCUUCAACAUCCACAUUCAGAAAAUGGGCAACCCCCAAUUAGCAUCUAUGGGCCAAAGAUAAAGUUUGAGAGAGGACCAGCAGUGGCAUUCAAUGUAUUUGAUUGGAAAGGAGACAAAAUUGAUCCUGCACUAGUACAGAAACUUGCUGAUAGAAACAACAUUUCUUUAAGUUAUGGAUUUUUGCACAAGAUUUGGCUCCCAGACAAGCAUGAAGAAGAGCGGAGGUGGACAUUGGAGACAAGAACAAGUGGAGGAGGAUCAAUCUUAAAUGAGAAGAGAGAUAAACCACAUUCUGGAAUUUCUGUUGUCACAGCUGCUCUUGGAUUCUUGACAAAUUUUGAGGAUGUUUACAGGCUUUGGGCAUUUGUUUCGCGAUUCCUGGACGCAGACUUUGUCGAAAAAGAGAGAUGGAGAUACACAGCUCUUAAUCAGAAGAUAAUUGAAGUUUAGUUUACACUCAAUUCUUUUAUUCUUUCAUAUUAUUAGGAUCAAUUAUUUUACAUGUAUCAACACAAAAGCUAAUGCAACAACACAGUAUCACCUCUCUCUCUCUCUCUCUCUCUCUCUCUACAGUAAAGAAAAUAACACAGUUGUGUUGGAUUUGGACUUUGGUAAAGCAUAUCACAGAGAAGAACAGAAUGUCAAAUGUAAGUGAGAUUGUGACAGGAUUUUGUUUUAAAUAAAAUAAGUAACAUUUAUCUGCA
Molecule: messenger RNA, 2715 nt
Organism: Hevea brasiliensis (rubber tree)
Lineage: Eukaryota; Viridiplantae; Streptophyta; Magnoliopsida; Malpighiales; Euphorbiaceae
Exons: 1
Coding region: 521-2461 (646 amino acids)
Source: RefSeq, a predicted model, not a curated record